This is a messenger RNA of Mus caroli (Ryukyu mouse), 6026 nucleotides long. It is a transcript of the gene Tmem33, whose product is annotated as transmembrane protein 33. Gene Ontology annotation, cellular component: membrane; endoplasmic reticulum. Gene Ontology annotation, biological process: membrane organization; endoplasmic reticulum tubular network organization. NCBI's taxonomy places the organism in Eukaryota, Metazoa, Chordata, Mammalia, Rodentia, Muridae. The record is from RefSeq and is a predicted model, not a curated record.
CUCACGUGAAAAAGAAAAAAUCACUUCCGGUUUUGCAACCCCGGGAACCGGCGGCGUCGAUCGGCUCUUUAAGGCCUUUCUCCGAAGCUCCGCCUUCGCUUGGGUCUUUCUAGAAAGGCAGCUUUGGUCUGGACCGAGCGGGGCAGCGUCCCGGGCUCCCGAGUGUCUCCCAUGGCGGAUACGACCCCGAACGGCCCCCAAGGGGCGGGCGCUGUGCAAUUCAUGAUGACCAAUAAACUGGACACAGCAAUGUGGCUUUCUCGCCUGUUCACAGUUUAUUGCUCCGCUUUGUUCGUUCUGCCUCUUCUUGGGUUGCAUGAAGCAGCAAGCUUUUACCAGCGUGCUUUGCUGGCCAAUGCUCUGACCAGUGCUCUGAGACUGCAUCAGAGAUUACCUCACUUCCAGUUGAGCAGAGCGUUCCUGGCUCAGGCCUUGUUAGAGGACAGCUGCCACUACCUGCUGUAUUCACUCAUCUUCGUCAACUCCUACCCUGUUACAAUGAGUAUUUUUCCAGUCUUGUUAUUUUCUUUGCUCCAUGCUGCCACAUACACUAAGAAGGUCCUGGAUGCAAAGGGUUCAAAUAGUUUACCUCUGUUGAGAUCAUUCUUGGAUAAAUUAAGUACUAACCAACAAAAUAUUUUGAAAUUCAUCGCUUGUAAUGAAAUAUUCUUGAUGCCUGCUACAGUUUUUAUGCUCUUUAGUGGCCAAGGAAGUUUGCUCCAGCCUUUUAUAUAUUAUAGAUUUCUUACUCUUCGAUAUUCCUCUAGAAGAAAUCCAUAUUGUCGGAACUUGUUUAAUGAACUGAGGAUUGUGGUUGAACACAUUAUUAUGAAGCCCUCCUGCCCACUGUUCGUGAGAAGACUAUGUCUCCAGAGCAUCGCCUUUAUUAGCAGACUGGCACCAACAGUUGCGUAGUUUAACAUCUAGUUAAGCUGUGUUUAGAAGAUUAGCAUUAUUAGCUGGUAAUUCUGAUAGGGGUCCCAAAUUACAGGUCUAACACUGACCUCAGUCCAAUUUACAUGAUUUACAUGAAUGCAUCUCAGUGCAAAAAUAAUAAUUUUCCUGGCAUGUUAAAUCAAGCCUUUAACACUUUCUGAGAAAAUUUUACUGUUUGUGGUUAUGUAAGUUUGUAUUUAGUGAUAAAUGUUACUAAAUUGUUUUAGAUGCUGCUGUGCCUACAUCAUGAAAUACAUUUAUUUCUUUUAAAAAGAAUUCUGAAAUUUGUUUCCCCUAACUAUUAACCCACAUUAUGUCUGGAGUGAGUUAUGGUACUAGAUGAGUUGAGUAUGUUUGGAGACAGUAGUUUUCCAUUCUGUAAUUUGGGUUGAGAUUUUAGCAGAAGCACAUCCCCCUGCAGUUUCAGUUCACACUCUACUAUGCUGCUUUCUAGGACAGGUGUGUUUAGCCUGCACCAUAACAGAGAAGUCUGUAUUCGUUUUAUGACCUGUGAAGCUGUUGUUCCCAUAGUGCAUCUGUGGCUUUGAAUGAUGUUUGAAAAAUGGAUUGACUGUACACCUCUUUUGAAUUAGAUCUUUGGGGCCAUGUAAUCAUUUACUGUAGAAGACAGUAGUGACACAGAGACCUACUGACUAACUUUUAUAAAUGUCAACCAGUAGAUUAUCAGUGUUUCUAUAGUUUGUAGGAUUACAUAGUUCCAGAAUAUUGACUUUAGUUUUCUUGGUUUCUUAGGCUUGAAAUUUCCUAGCCAUGUGCAGCAGCAGUUCAGAUGCCUCUGAAAGGAUAGGAUUGAAGACAGCAUGUGAUUGCACUUGUAUGUUCUGAAAUAAUGAAGAAUAUUCUGUAGAUACAUGUUUACCCAGCAAAUGCGGUUCAGAGGGUUUAAUGGAAAGGGUUAUGGGUAAGGCAAUUCAUGGGGAACGGGCCUGGGGAGUAGUUGAGGGCAGUAAUGGGUGUUUCAGCCUGGUAACGCAUACUUGAGUUGGGGGGAUUGGAUGUACAAUGCAUCUGUGAUUGAGGCUGUGUAAUAUGUUCAAUUCUAUUCCUUUAUAAAAGUCGUUCUGAUCCUUACUACUCACUGUUGCAUGAUUGGAAGUGCUUAAAACACUGCACAACUUUAAUAUAGAGUAAUGUAGUGUGGCUUUUUUUUUUUUUUUAAAUACCCAGUUCUAUCUGCAUGUAAUUUGGAUUUUUCAAAUACAUUCAUUAGUAACUUAAAACAUGAGUUUUCUUUUUGUUGAAGUUACUAAUCUAUAGAAAGGUGAUAGUCUUGGUAGAUUUCCAGAAAAUACUACUUGAUAGCUCAGCUUUAACCAGCUACUUUUAUAUUUUUGUAAUAUUUAUCCACCAAGUUGGAGAAGCAACCUCAUAAUAUCCAGUUAAUUUUUUUAUGUGUGUGCCUAGCCUCCUUAUCACUAUGUUUUAAGAAUACAACUUUGUAGAGCAAUAAAGUGACUAUCUUGUUAUGUAAACAUACUGAUUUCUAAUGAUGUUUUUAAAACAUUGUCUUGAAUGACAUCAAGUUCUGGCAGCUAAAGGCAUAUUUAUUUUGAAAUGUUUUUUCUCCUACGUUUUUCCCCCUAAUCUUGGAACAUUUUAGAUUUAUAAGAACUUCAAAAAUAGUGCUGAGAGUGCCUAUGCACCUCUUACUUGUCUAUUUUUAUAUUAGCAUCUUCUUUUAAUUGGUAGGACAUUUAUGCAAAGUAAAAUACUAACUUUGGAUCAGCUAAAGUACAAGAUGCGUUUGUAUUUCACCAACUCUUUCAUUUGUGUCGUGUGUGCACUGUGUUGGUACCUGGGUUGCCUUUUAUGUUUCAAGGCCUGUAAGUGAGUUUGUUCUUUAUGGUAUUGGUCCAGAAACUUUCCUUAGAAGAGCUAAUUCGUGCUGACUUUAACAAGAAUUUUUUUCUUAAAAUUGUAAUUUCAAAUGCUUAGUGAUAUAAUUAAGACUCUUUAAUGGCAUUGCAGAAUUUCAUAAUUUUUGAUAACUUGUGCAUGAGUGAAAAUGUAUAUUUGUUCCUUAAGGGAAGGUGUAGUAUAGUCUCAAGCCCAUAAAAAGGCAAAUUUUAUAAUUUGAACAUGAAUAGAUGCUAGUUUGCAUGAAGUUGCAGUUAGAAAUAUUAUACUCUGUGUGAAUAUGUACAACCAGCUGAUCUCAAAUCUGAAAUUAGUGUUUCCAUGUACACACGUCAAAAGUGAGGACGUGACUAGUGCAUAAAGUGGGUGUAGCAGGGGAACUUUAAUACUGCAUAACUAAGCAGUUUAAAGGAAGUUGAUUGAUCAAGCAGAAUAUCUAGUGCUUUAGAAACUGGAAUGGUGCUGGCGUGUUUUUAAACCUUGUGGACAAGUGGAAGCUUCAGACAAAGUCUCUUGUUUUCUAACAAGCAUUCAAUCUCUUCUGCAUACUUCAUCUCUCACCCAGUUGGCUGUAUUUUAAUAGUAAUCCAUAGAGCAAUUUCUUCAGUAUAAUUUGUAUUUAAAUUUCCUUGAAAUAAAAUUUCACUAAGGGAGAUGCUUUUGAAAGAAAAGCAAGAGAGAAAGCUAGUUUUAAAGAUUAAGUUGAGAUGCUUGUAUCUGUCCCUGACAGAGAAUGUCAAGACAAGCUAGUAACAAACCUGAAGUUCUGGGAAGUGAGUGGAUGCUGUUAAAUAAGAACCGCAUCGUUCUCAGUCGGUAUAGAGAUGUAGACAGAAAUUUGAAUUAGGGUUGUAAGUUUAGCGAAUAACCUGGAUAGGAUCACAAAUGUGUAUAUAAGAAGACAAAGCAGAAGCCAGGUAUCUAAACAUUUCAGAUGGGAAAGUGAGCACCUGUGAUUGUAGUUUAAAAAACAAAACAAAAACACUCAGGCAAUAUAUUGGAAUUUGUAUUGACUAACUCACCCAGGGAGAAAUUAGCUGUGGAGAGUUAGCUUUAUGAUCGGUAGGUGUCACUGUUUCCUUGGGUCGUCCCCAUUUUCACAAGUUGGGUUAGAAGACUAUGCUGUGCUACUUAAAGUGCUUAGUAGGCUAUGACACUAAGUAUUUAUGUGUGCUGCGAGAUGGGAAUGGGGGUUGAGCCCAGGGCCCCUUGUUCUACUACUGAGUUAUAUUCCCAGCUUAUGAGUACCAUUUUAUAACAGUAAAACAUUCAAAAGAAGUGUGUUGUCAAUACAAGCCAGGAAAACAGGGCCCAGUCUGGAGUGGUGUGUGUGUUCGUGUCUCUUCAUUUCAUUCUCAGCCAGUCAUCCAAGUACGUAAAUUGUUAAGGUUAUUUUUUCCCUUUUUCAAAUGUUCAAAGAAAUGAUAACUUUUCUAAUAUAGAAAGAUGGAAUUUUAAUUUUUUUGUGAUUAUUUUGUAGGUAUACUAGAUAGAAUCAGUUAAACUACAAUUGAGAUUUAUUUUUUCCCCUGUAAUUUGAAAGCACUUGAGUGUUUGGAAACUACUAUAUCAGUAAUACUACCUAGGUUUGAAGAUCGAGUGUAGUUUAUAAAGACAACAAAUUUUCGUUCUGCCACUGGAAUUCCCUGGAUCAGGGAAGUUCAACACUGGCCAUGUGUUGGUGUAGCUCAGCAGGCACUACAUAGCUUUGGAAGCCCGGAGUUGUUUCUCAGCAGCUCCUUAGUGCACAUGGUCUUUCAUAGUUUGACUACAGAGCCAUUCUUGGAGCUGGUGUCUAUCAAGGAUAUCAAAGGAGCUGCUGGGAAUUUGAAAGGUUUCCUGGAAUUAGUUAAUCAGUGUGAUUUUUGGGAUUUUUGCAAUGGCACUUAGGUGGCCCGUUCAGAAUGGAUGGAAUCUCGGGUAAAGGCUUCUCUUUGUGAUGCACAUGCCAUGUAACCAGCCCAUACUGAGUGUGAGUCAGUAGUGACAGACAGCAUGCAGUAAGUAUUCUCUGUAUCUCAAGUGGCUCUUCCAACCAUAGGAAAAAGAUUAUUGAUAGCUGUGUUUGCUAGAGCCUUUUAACGACUCUAUUGGCUAUUGUAGGAGAAAGAAGGGCACAAGAAUCAUACCCUUUCCUUUCCUCCCUUCCCCCUGAGACGGGGUUUCUCUUUGUAGACCUUUGAACUCAGGGAUCCUCCUGUCUCUGCCUCUGCCUCCCAUCUUUCCUAGUUUUUUAAAGGUACGUUAAAAAAAUAGGCUCAGCAUUUUUUAAACUAACCUUGUUCAUAACAUUUAAUUCCAAACGUUUACUAUUAUUUGUAACUUUAAGAACAAUUCCUUUUGGCAUUAUUUUUUGUCUACACGUAUCUGUAAGUUGAGACCAAAAGAGCAAACUCUUAGCCAGGCAACACUUACAAUUUGUAUAUAUUGGAACAAAUAUACAAGGCUUGCAGAGAUUAGCAAUACUCAUAGGAACUGUUUGAUUUAUAACUGCAUCGCUUCUGGUGCUUGAUACAAUGGGAUCUAUUGAGCUAAAAAAAUUGUAUAUACAGUACGUCAGCACUUCUUACUAACUUCUCUUGAAUCCAUUUUUAAUAUAUUGUAUAGGUUGGGGAGUUAUAUAUACUCUUCAAGCCAUUAUUAUCCUGGCUAUAAAUUUAUAAAAUAAAUUGAAAAAUUCAUCACUCUCCUGUAUUCAAGACCAAAGCACAUAAUGCUAAUGUAGGGCUCAGAGGAGAAAUAUAGUUCUCCUGCAUAUUUGAGAAAACGUGGGGUCCUUUCAAGAAAAUGUCAUAAACAUAAUAAUCGUAGCCUGCUGACACUAAGGAAAAAGGCCUCAUUCGCUCUUUCUUUUAUGCAGCAAUUUACUGGUCCCUGCUGAUCUUCAAAUUGGAUCACUGUAGUAAAUUAUCCACGCUGGUACUGGUGGAAGUAAGCCCUAGGAUCCAUAUUUGUUUUGUGUUCUGCUUAAAUCAGCAAGAAUGAUAAAUUCGAUGGUGUGAAAUUGGAAGUAUCAAGAGCUUUCUUUGGUGACUGCACAAAGUCAUGUCUCCACCUGGAAUUUAUUGUGACCUUUUUUCACUGUAUGUACUUCGUAUGUCUAAUAUUUAUUUCAAAACAAAUUAAAUUGUUCUUCCUUCAUCUAUAAUGUUUUAUCUAACAUUUUAUCGAUGUAAAGUCAAAUUGUGUAAUAAAAGUCUUCCUGGAUUUAA